CUAGGACAGAUGGGUCCAAAUGCUGUGGUUCGGAAAUUGUAUUUUCAACUAUUUCUAGAAAAUGUAGUUAGCGCGGUUUAUCAAAAAAAGUCGUGUAUAACACGAACUAAAACAAACUAACCAAAAUACCUUGUAUUUUUAAAUUUAUAUGUAUAAAUGUGUGGAAAUGUGAAUAAAACUAAACGGUUGGACGAGGGAGUUGCAUUGAAAUAUUACGAAUUCAUCAUGAGGCUAUUCCAUCACAUCCGCAUUGGUGUUGUUUCAUUUUAUAUUCCAUUUUAAUUUUGCUAAAUUAGAUAUUGCUUCGACUUUUCGUUUAAAAGAUUUUACAGUAUGGCCUAUAUUCCCUGUGCCUGUCUCAUCAACAAAUCAAACUAAAAAAUGUCAAUGUACACUACACUGUCACUCAAAUAAAUUUCAAAUCAUUUUCAUCAUCCAAAUCUAAAUCUGAUUUGAGAUUUUUUUAGUUAACAAAGGAGAGCAGCAUACUGCAAAAUUAAAUAGCAACUCAUAAUUUAUGUGUUUGCAAAGGCUACUUACAUGUAACAAUAUAUUUUAAAUGUUAAUAAAAUUGCUUUUCAUUAGAAAAUAAUUUAGUCAAUACCAAACAUGGAAACAAAAAGUGAGAAAACAUCUAGUUCAAAUUUAUCAACUUCUACGGCUUUAGUAUUAGUUGUAUUUAUAUUUUUAUCUUCACUAUUAGCACUAGCACUCCUAUACAGACAAUUCCCGGAGUUAGAAGAACAUGAGCGACAGCAUUUACAUUUACCAUGGGACUUAGAGGAUGCUAAACAGUUGGGUCUUGUACUGGACAGAUACAAAGACAGAUAUUUUUAUGAAGUAUUAUUUGGAGUAUUUUUAGUUUAUAUAUUUUUGCAAACAUUUGCAAUACCUGGAUCUAUAUUUUUAAGUAUACUUUCAGGGUUUCUUUUUCCUUUUUAUUUCGCACUGGUAUUAGUUUGUUGCUGUUCAGCAAUUGGUGCAAGUCUAUGUUUCUUCUUGUCAAAUCUUCUUGGAAAGAAGCUUGUUAGAAAAUUCUUCCCAGAAAGAGCAGCAGAGUGGUCAAAGGCAGUGGCAAAACACAAGGACAAUUUGCUCAAUUAUAUUGUCUUUUUAAGAGUCACACCUUUUUUGCCUAACUGGUUUAUAAAUAUGUCUGCUCCAGUGAUUGGGGUGCCUUUGGUGCCAUUUGCAUUAGGAACAUUUAUUGGUGUGGCUCCACCAUCAUUUGUAGCAAUUCAAGCAGGACAAACCUUACAUACUUUGACAUCUACAAGUGAUGCUUGGUCGUGGACAUCUAUAACAGUACUCAGCGUUUUCGCACUAGUUUCCUUGAUUCCAGUAUUCUUAAAAGACAAACUUCGAGAAAAGUUUGACUAAGAUAUUUAUUUUAUUUAUGUAUUGCCAUGCUUUACAUUCCACAAAAUGUUGGUUUGGUUUAGUCAUUAAUGUUAUUAUUAGCAAUAUGAGCCUAUAUGGCCAAAGAAAGUAGUAUUGUCAACUGUAGGUUGUAUUUUUGGUCUCCAGUACCACCAAUUGUACCAUACUGAAAAGAAAAUACAUCGUAUUAAUAUCUGA
Messenger RNA from Bombyx mandarina (wild silkworm), 1578 nucleotides. It is a transcript of the gene stas, whose product is annotated as Transmembrane protein stas. Gene Ontology annotation, cellular component: endoplasmic reticulum membrane. Gene Ontology annotation, biological process: autophagosome assembly. Lineage: Eukaryota; Metazoa; Arthropoda; Insecta; Lepidoptera; Bombycidae. The record is from RefSeq and is a predicted model, not a curated record.